Messenger RNA from Rubroshorea leprosula, 767 nucleotides. NCBI's taxonomy places the organism in Eukaryota, Viridiplantae, Streptophyta, Magnoliopsida, Malvales, Dipterocarpaceae. The record is from the annotation of a GenBank genome assembly.
CCAAAUUUUUUUGAAAUUUUAGCAUUUAAGUUAGGGACUUAUGUGGUAGAAAUUAUUAUUUUGAGCCUAAUCGUAAAAAUUCACUACCCUAAGGGGGUUGAAACUGAAAUUUGGUUAUAAAAGGAGGCUGAGGCUAAUUUUUUUUUUUUUUUCAUCUUUCUCCAGGUCUCUUGUGUGAAUCUCCAGCAGCUCAUUAGAAUUUUCCUCCCAAAGUCUAGCCUGCACCCAAUAGCUUCUUCUCGUUAGAAAUAGAUCUGGGUUGCUACACUCUUCAAUCUGCUAAUCUGUUUGGGUUGCUGUCCAUCACCAUUUUCAGCACUUUUUGCUAGUGAGACUUGAGACACGGGAAACUAAGGGGAGUGAUGAGCUAGAAGGCUAGCCACUUGUAAUUGGAUAUAGAUUUUUAGAUAUAGAUCAUGCUUUUGCAAGUUAGAUUUUAUUUUGAGAUUUUAUAAAUUAAUUUAGUGGAUUUUUGGUUAUGAAUUUAGUAACUUUCGAGCCUUGUGCAUUUGUGGGAUCUUCUCACAAGUGUACAGUGUCUGUUUUGCUUCCGGUUUUUGGGCGUGACAUUGUGCCUUAAGAGCUACAUUUGAACAUUGCAACACCCUGUAUUAGCCCAUUGCAUUAUUACACUUUUAAGGUAUUACCCAUCAUGUAGAGAAAAUGUACAUCCCUUUGCCUUUCUUUAACCACAAAAAUAUUCUAAUUUGAACGACUUAAAACGUGCUUUUCAUUGAUGCCAUUGUUGCUCUGAAACUUAGAUUGUU